AUGAAGAUCACAAGCAUUGUCAGUGUCCUAUUCACCUUCGCCGUCGCCAGUUUGGCGGAGACCUCAUCACCCAUUGAAUCCCUAAAAACCAUUCAUGAAGCGGUUUCAGCUUAUCAUGAUAGUCUGACGAAGUGGGAUGGUAGCGCCAAGGGCGGCCUUGAAUUAUGGCAGAAGUCCAAUGGCUUCGUUGCCACGCUUAAGGCAGUUAAUUUCGACGAGCAGGCGUCCAAGAGGGACAUCUUAACGCGUGAAGAACACGAGCAGCUGGAACAAGAAGGCUUUGAGAUUGCUCACGCGCUUACUAUAAAGGUUAAGGCCGCAAUGGAUACUGCCAUUGCCAGGAAGAGCGACAUGGAGGCGGUGCCUAUCUUUGGUAAGCGCAUGCCCUUACAGCGUAUACAAGACAUACAGCGCGAAGCUUCGCGCCUAUCAGACGCGCUUGCUCCAACAGCUAGCCGAUCCCGUCAAGGAGAGGCUCAGGAGAUUAGAAUGCAGAUUGAGGGCGAACUCCAGAGGGGCUAUGAAGCUUUUAAGAACUAA
Metarhizium robertsii ARSEF 23 is the source of this 540-nucleotide messenger RNA. Its product is annotated as Cell wall galactomannoprotein. The record is from RefSeq and is a predicted model, not a curated record. Bases 1 to 540 code for a protein of 179 amino acids. The transcript has a single exon. NCBI's taxonomy places the organism in Eukaryota, Fungi, Ascomycota, Sordariomycetes, Hypocreales, Clavicipitaceae.